This is a messenger RNA of Galleria mellonella (greater wax moth), 1817 nucleotides long. Its product is annotated as aquaporin-like. Gene Ontology annotation, molecular function: water channel activity. Gene Ontology annotation, biological process: transmembrane transport. Lineage: Eukaryota; Metazoa; Arthropoda; Insecta; Lepidoptera; Pyralidae. The record is from RefSeq and is a predicted model, not a curated record. Gene Ontology annotation, cellular component: plasma membrane. The transcript is spliced from 4 exons. Bases 149 to 934 code for a protein of 261 amino acids.
UGGUCGCGGUGCGUAGCGAGCCGCGCACAGUCCGGCCGCGACGCUUGGCUUCUCCGAGCGCGCUUCACGCUUGCCUUCGCCCUCGUACCAGCCGCCAGCUCAGAGCUCAGAGCUCGUCACCGGUCUCCCGCGCUGCGUACACCGUGACAUGGCACUAGACGAUGUAGAGGGCGGGCAGGGCCCGGCGGCGUGGCUGCGCCGGUGGUGGCGCGCGCUGCUGGCCGAGGUGGUGGCGACGCUGCUGCUCGUGCUGCUCGGGGUCGCGUCGCUCAUCAAGCUGAAGCCCGAGCAGGACGUGCCGCUCACCAACCCGGCGCUGGCGUUCGGCUUCGUGGUGUUGAUGAACAUCCAGGCGUUCGGCGCCACGUCCGGCGCGCACAUGAACCCGGCGGUGACGCUGGCCGCGGUGCUGUACGGCGACAUGGCGCUGGCGACGGCCGCCGGCUACGUGGCGGCGCAGCUGGCGGGCGCGCUGCUGGGCUUCGGCGCGCUGUACGCGCUGCUGCCGGCGGCGGCGCUGCGCGGCCACGCGGGCUGCACGUGGCCGGCCGCCGUGACGCCGCUGGCCGCCGCCGCCGUGGAGGCCGCGCUCACGGGGCUGCUGGCGCUGCUGUGCUGCGGCCUGUGGCGGCAGCACGACCCCGCGCGCCCCGACCACACCGCGCCCAUCAAGUUCGGCCUCGGCGUCGCCGGCCUCGUCUACGCGGGGGGCGAAUUGUCCGGCGCUAGCCUCAAUCCGGCUAGAAGCUUGGCUCCAGCGAUCUUCCACAACUUCUGGCAGGAUCAUUGGGUGUACUGGCUGGGCCCGCUGGGUGGCGCAGCGCUGGGCACGCUGCUGCAUCGCUACGUCAUCGCGCCCCCCGUCGCCGCCACUCGCGCCGACGGCAACGGCGUCCCCGAACGACUGCCGCUGCAGGACAAAACCGCCGUCUAAUCAUGGUCCAACUGCCAUGGCCCCGACCCGCUCUCUUUCCCUCUCCCAUGUCCACCCCUAGCCCAGGGCUAAGGCUGCUAGGACAGGGCAUUUCCAAUCAAAAUCGCCAACGCCAUCGAUAAAACUCAUCGAAAUUGCUUUAACGUUUAAAAUCCCGAUCGACGAACGAGAUAGCAACAGUCUCGUCUGCGGCAACACAACAUUGAGUAGUAUGGAGUAGCAGGUCAAAGAAUACUUUGUAGUACCGACAUUAUUAUUUUGGAACAUUCGUAAUCUCGCAAGAAAAAUGUUUUUGAACCAACGCUCUCGAUUAAUUCGUUUAACACUCAUUUAGAGGACACACAGGGCAGGCAAAUCGUCAACAUGGUUCGAAAACCAUUGACAACAAUGAACCAACCAAACAUCAGAUUUUCUUUCUUCACCGACUUCAAUCGUGGCCAGACCCUUUAUUUUGAUUUAAAAACAAAGUACUGACCGAUUUUGAUAAAAUUUCUAAGGAACCGCUUUGAAAGCAUAUUAUUUGAGAUAAAAGUUUUUUUUUUCGUUUUACAAAUGAUAAAGUUAUGAAGUACAACCGAACUCUGAAGAUCACGCAGGGACGAGAGGACACGAAGCGAAUUGUUUGUUCCAUACUCCCAAUUGAAGAAUUACGAAUUGCUGGUCAAUCGAUGAGCACCAAAUUCCUCAUUUGUAAUUGGCAAAUGGGCAUUUUUUAAAGCCGCGGUAUACCUACAGACAACUCGUACGUGGAUCAGGAUCUACGCGUAGUCAUUAAGAUCUCAUACCAGACUUGUUUAAAAGUCACCAUCACUGUAAGACAAGAUCUUUUUAUAUUUUUAAUAUUGUUUAGUUAUUGUUAAUUAAAUAAUACUUUACGAUGAAA